UCCGAAUAUAACGUCAGUCAUGAUGAAGAUCUUGAGAUAAACGUGUUAUAUAUUUUUAGAAGAAUGCGUGAACAAUUGUUUUACUCGUUUGUAUUGAUAGUGGCGGAUCUGCUGAACGGUGGUCAAAAGUUGCAUAAAUGUUGUGAAAAGGAAGUGGUUUUUAAUAGAGGUGUGUAUUCAUGCAAGGACAGAGAUGAUAACGCAACAGGUUCUGAAGUGAUAAGGACUAAUCUGGAAUUCGAAAAAGAUGUUAAUAAUACACAGUGCAUGGAUAUUUUUGAAAAAACUGUUUCGAAGUUUAAUAAAGAAGGAUUAACAAUGUCUAAAACAGAAGAUUUGUCUGUGCUCACCAAAUGCUGCCCGGUUGAGUAUUUUUAUAAUCAAACUACAAGGUCUUGUGCAAAAUUGACAAAUAAAACCAAUUCAUUUAGGAGAGAAAUAUUAAAAAUUGGUUUACAAUGUGAAAUCAUUUUAGAUAUGAUAAUUAAUUUCAAAACAGAUGUAAUCUAUAACAAAACUCUUACCGUUUUGAAAACAGGUGAAACAUAUUUAGAAAACCAGUUUUGUUUGGACAACACAGUAGAUGGAAAGGAUGUCGUAAGACUAUGUAAAAGUUGGAGAUAUUGUAAAAGAGUUAAGUGUGUGCGGAAAUGUUGUCCAGAUGGUCAGAGUUUCGUAAACGGAUCAUUUUGUCGGGACACUUUUGUUCAUGGCGUGGAAUUUCAGAAAUACAAAGAUUUUUUUGGAGAAUUAAAAGAUGAUGUUGCAAUUAUUCAUGGCCGCCCAGGAGCAGUCUACCUAGAGCCUAACGUAUCUUCAUUUUAUUUAGACGAGCACGGAAAUUUCUACAGCAAAAAAACCGAAAGCGUUUACCCUAGGAAAGAACAUCCUUACUGUAUCGAACAUGCGACGAAAAACGGAAUAAACUACGGCCAUAAAUAUUUCGGCUUCUUAGUGGGCAAAAAUCCACCGAUGGCCUCUAAAUUUUAUUGGAACAGAGCAGCAAUGAUAUUUUCUGGGAUUUGCUUGAUCCUCACUAUUCUUUUUUAUGUAAUAUCAAGAGAAACUAAAAAGAUUUUUGGGAAGAUUUUAGUUUGCUUUUGUUUUUCGUUAUUGUUUCUUUACUCCUUUCUUGUGUAUCAUACAUUUAAUAUGAAUUUGCACUACAAGCCAACAAAAACAACUUGUAAAGUCAUUGGGUUUUUUAUCAUAUAUCUUGUCUUUUCUUGCUUCUUUUGGCUACAAGUAUUGUGUUACGAUAUUUAUUGUAAAUUGGGCGCCUCAGAUAAACCGAUGAUCAAAAUCGAAAAAAGAAAAAGAGAGUUACAUAAAUUUUUUUUAUACAAUUUAUAUGGAUGGGGAUUUCCGUUAAUUUAUACCAUUCUGUUGGUUGUUUUUCAUCUUAUAGCCAUUUUACCGGAUGAAAUACAAGUCAGUAUGGGUAAAACCAGAUGUGGCGUAGAAAAAGACAACUACGCCGAUAUAUUGUUCAGAAGCAUACCAUUGACGUUUGUGCAAAUAGUAAAUGUGAUUUUAUUCGUUAAGACAGUCGUAUAUGUUUUGCAAGUAAAAAGGGAAAUCCAGAGAAUGGUUGAAACUCCGGCAACAUUAAAGAAAAAAAGAAAAUUUAUAAAACGAAAAGAAAGAUUUGGUCUUGUAGUCAGACUAUUAUUUACGAUGGGAGUUUUUUACCUAUUUGAAGUGGUAUCUUCUUUUUUUGAUUUUAACGAUUAUGAUAUUACAUCCACUAUAGAAAUUAUUUGGGACUUUAUAAACUGUCUGCAAGGUCUAUUUAUAUUCCUUAUCUUCGUAUGCAAAAGGAGAAACUACGUACGAUUCAAGAAGUCGAGUGCCGUUGAAAGAAUAAGGAAAAUAUCUCUUUCGGCUUCGAGAAAGACAAGCUUAACCACUCUCGCUAAUGUACAGACUGGUCUUAAUAUGCAAUAUAAAUAAAUAUACUUCCGAAUUUAUU
Molecule: messenger RNA, 1972 nt
Organism: Diabrotica balteata
Lineage: Eukaryota; Metazoa; Arthropoda; Insecta; Coleoptera; Chrysomelidae
Source: the annotation of a GenBank genome assembly